Molecule: messenger RNA, 6208 nt
Organism: Artibeus jamaicensis (Jamaican fruit-eating bat)
Lineage: Eukaryota; Metazoa; Chordata; Mammalia; Chiroptera; Phyllostomidae
Gene: PGAP4
Product: post-GPI attachment to proteins GalNAc transferase 4
Exons: 2
Coding region: 667-1878 (403 amino acids)
Biological process (GO): GPI anchor biosynthetic process
Cellular component (GO): Golgi membrane
Molecular function (GO): glycosyltransferase activity
Source: RefSeq, a predicted model, not a curated record
CUCAGGCUGGCUUUGGGGAUUGCGGUCGUCCCGCAGCUCACAGGUCGCAUGGAACUGCGCUGCGCCGGAGUAGGUGAGGUUUCUUUAGGCGCAUCGCCAAACUGCGCUGUGCCUGCGCCUCCGGGGCUUUAGGGUCCCGCAAUGGCUCCUUCAGGGGAUUGAUUCGGCCAGACUAGGCGACACCAGAGGCGAUGGCCCUUCGAGUGCGCAGGGGAUGGAGCUGACCGCCCCCACUCGGUAGGAUUCCACUGCGCACGAUUUUCCCAGUCCCUUUGGCAUCGCAACAGGAUUAGGGGUGGCCGCAGCUGGCACAGUGAGCAGCUGCUGGGACUGGCGCAACCAGGAAGGGCCUGCGCCCUGGAUCGUGCGCUCUGGGUAGGGGGGCUCCACUGUGGCCAGCCCGGGGCGCCGGUAGCUUCUUUCCACAAGACUGCGGGGCCUCGGAAGGGCGUCCCCCUGCGCGGCAGAGGCUGGCAUAAGCACGGGGAUGAAUGAGCAUUGCUGCGAGGGCGCUUCCCUUACCCUUCACUCUCUUCGGCUGCGCCGCAAGGCCGACAGAAAGGCGCCAGCCCGGAGUGCGCGAGUCAAGGUUUGACUUGCACUGAUCUGGGCCUAAGGUCCAGGAUGGUUUGUUCCUGGGACCAGACCUGACCGGAAGUUGGCCUCAUGAGCACGUCAGCCUCUCCAGCUGCCAUGCUGCUCCGGAGGCUCCGGAGGCUCUCCUGGAGCAGCACCGCUGUCCAGCUCUUCGUCCUCACGGUGGUGACAUUUGGCCUGCUGGCCCCCCUGGCCUGUCACCGGCUUCUACACUCUUACUUCUACCUUCGCCACUGGCAUCUGAACCAAAUGAGCCAAGAGUUCCUGCAACAAAGCUUGAAGGAGGGGGAAGCUGCCCUUCACUACUUCGAGGAGCUGCCCUCCGCCAACGGCUCAGUGCCCAUUGUCUGGCAGGCCACCCCACGGCCCUGGCUGGUCAUCACCAUCGUCACGGUGGACAGGCAACCUGGCUUCCACUACGUCUUGCAGGUGGUGUCCCAGUUCCACCGGCUUCUCCAACAGUGCGGCCCCCAGUGCGAGGGGCACCAGCUCUUCCUGUGCAAUGUGGAGCGCAGUGUGAGCCAUCUCGAUGCCAAGCUGCUGUCCAAGUAUGUCCCCGUGGCCAACCGCUAUGAGGGCACUGAGGACGAUUACGGCGAUGACCCUUCCACCAACUCGUUCGAGAAAGAGAAGCAGGACUAUGUCUAUUGCCUGGAGUCGUCUCUGCAGACCUACAACCCAGAUUAUGUCCUGAUGGUGGAAGACGAUGCCAUUCCAGAAGAGCAGAUCUUCCCAGUCUUGGAGCACCUUCUGCGGGCUCGCUUCUCUGAGCCACACCUCAGAGAUGCCCUUUAUCUAAAGCUCUAUCACCCCGAGAGGCUCCAGCACUAUAUCAACCCGGAGCCCAUGCGGAUCCUGGAGUGGGUUGGUGUGGGCAUGUUGCUGGGGCCCUUACUAACCUGGAUAUACAUGCGGUUUGCCAGCCGUCCAGGGUUUAGCUGGCCCGUCAUGCUGUUCUUCUCCCUGUAUAGCAUGGGCCUGGUGGAGCUGGUGGGCCGGCACUAUUUCCUGGAACUGCGGCGGCUGAGCCCUUCCCUAUACAGCGUGGUCCCGGCUUCACAAUGUUGUACCCCGGCCAUGCUCUUUCCUGCCCCAGCGGCCCGCCGGACCCUCACCUACCUGUCCCAGGUGUACUGCCACCAGGGCUUUGGCAAGGACAUGGCACUGUACUCACUGCUGAGGGCCAAGGGGGAGCGGGCCUAUGUGGUGGAACCCAACCUCGUAAAACACAUCGGGCUCUUCUCCAGCCUUCGGUACAACUUUCACCCCAGUCUGCUGUAGCGGGCCACGAACUGCCUCUCUGAAGUUGGCUGCUUCUGAGAGAUUCAAAUACUGAGCUCCAUAUUUCGACAUGGUUGCUUGCAGAUAAUUCGUUGUUUAACGUUGCCGGGAAUAUAAGCACUAAGACUGCAGAGGGACAGACCAGUCAAGAACCUUGGCACGAGCAGCCAUUGGCCGCAGAUCCGGAUCCCUGGCCCUCCACCAGCCACACCGCCUCGGGCAAUCUGAUCCACCAACCAGGGGGCAUUUAAAUACCAGUUAUAUUCUCCAGUUGUGCUCAGCUGCACUUUAUGGCAGAGACUGUGACUGCCAAAAAUAUUGUGCACAGUGACUGUUUAAGGAUUUUAAGGGCAGAAUUGGUGAAAGGUUAGACCCUUUCGAAUGGAUUUCUUUUCAUUGGACAGGAGAAUGGAUGUGUUUCAGAUACAUGUCUAAACAGGCAGGACCAUGUCGAUCAUUUCCACCUGUUUCCUGAAAGCCAAUAAAAGCCAUGCAGCGCCUGGCAGCGUGGAGGCAGGUGGGCUCACUUCUGUUACCUGCCUUUCUCUCUUCUGCAUUGUCGUGCACUGGUGAUCAGUAUUGUUUGUGAGAACUUCAAGGCCUAGCAAAAUUUGAAAGCACCUUAUGGAUCAUCAAAGUCAGAUUGCUUAUGUUUAUUAGGGAUUUAGUAUCGAAGAUUUUGGUCACAUUCUGAUUAUUUGGAAAGUGGACAUUGUAGAAUGGCAUAGAAUGGGUGAGCUUUUUUACUCACUGUAUAUCCCUUUUCCUAACUUGCUGGCUAACCAUUCACUCUCAUUUUUUUUCUUCUAGGUAGCAUGGUGUUAUAGAAGACAAAACAUGGGCUGCAAAGUCAGACGACCUGAGUUUUGAUUUCAGAUCUCUCAUGUCCUAGUGAUGUGAACUGGGCAAGUCAUAACCACUCUGAGUCUCAGUUUCUCCACCUGUAAAAUGGGGACAGUGGGACCUACCCUUUAAAGUUGACUCGUGGUUGAAAUGACAGAAUGUUUGCAAAACACCUAAUAAGUGCUCAGCCCAGAGAGAGUACUUGGCAAAUUUUGGUUCUUGUCUCUCCUGUAAUAAGUAUAUAAAACUCAAGUGUAUUUUGGAUAAAGAUAUUAAUGAUAUUGUUUAGAGUGGGGGUCCCCAGCCCCCCAGGCCGUGGACCAGUACUGGUCUGUGGGCUGUUAGGAACCAGGCCACAUAGCAGGAGGUGAGCACCAGUGAGCAAGCAGACGCUUCACUCACAGUACUGCCUGAGCUCCGCCUCCUGUCCCCACCCCUCUCCCAGUCCAUGGAAAAACUGUCUUCCAACUGGUCCCUGGUGCCAAAAAGGUUGGCGACUGCUGGCUGAGAGUAUGAGACAGAACACAGCUCACACUCAUGAAGCAGCCCUUCCAGACCAACCACUACAAUGAACACUGACUUGUCAUUGUGACUUCUGCAGGGCAUAUGGCUCCAACCAAGCCAAAACAACUUCUUAUUCAAACUGGAAGUGAUCUGAGGCUCCUUUUGAGCUUAUUCCAAGACUAUCAUCUAAAAAUUACUUCUCUCGAGUGGUACAAAUAACUGGCCUUUGACGACGCUUAUCAAACCCAUGGACAAGUCCCUUCACGAGGACAUGUGAUUGAAUUAAGAGUUCAAGCACUUCUCUGAUUUGUUUCAGAGCCACAUCUUCCCUUUGCUUUUACGUUUCCACAGUGAGCUCCCAUCUGGGGAUCCACUUGAGAACAGAGAGAGGAGUUGGGGGGAGGGGAAGGGCUCUAGCACCCCACUUCGCAGAUGAACAAACCGAGACCCAGAGGUGUUAGACAACUUCUCCAGGUUCACACAGCUGAACAGGAUGGAAACAGCUCUUCUGACUUGCAGCUUUUUUCUUGACUGCACUCAUGUUAUAAAUAUCUAUGUAGUCAAAUUCUGUCCUGUAAAAUUCGAUUGUAACCUGGACUGAAUAAUGUAUCCGUAGACUAAGGUAUGAGAAAGUCUUUGUCAUGUGGGUCUUGGGGAACAAGCAGGUCACAGUGUGUGUUGUGUUGUUGUAGUGACCUGUUAGGUAUCUCCCAGCAAUGCCCGAAGUGGUCAGAGCUAGCAGAUGACUUACUCAGAUGUUCAGAUUCCACACCUUCAUUCCUCCUCACCCAGCAACUGGUCCACUCCCAUGCUGGAGAAAAGGACUACCCUCAACCUAGACCUUAUUAGAGUUUGUUGCAUUCAUGAUUGGAUCCUCUCAUGAAUUUUUUUAUGGUCCUGUUUAAGCUAGGCAGCCUCAAGACAGGGGAGUCAUUGCUGGUUUAUGUUUCUGUUCUUUUUGAUUCCGUUGGCUACUGCAUGCAGACAUCCCCUCCUGACUCCUGCGUUCUGGAUGGUCAAGGCCGUCUUGGCCUUGUCUGGUUUUUCUACCUAAGUACCCAGACCUCUUCUCCCAUUGAGCUUAAGUAGAGUCUGCCAUCCUUGGAUAUUUUCUGCAGCUGAGUGCUGCCCUUUUCCCUCUACCCACUUUUAGAUAUACCCCCCUUUUGUCCCUCAUUCCUCGAGUCCAAUUUUCAUAUAUUGUCCUUGAUUAGGACAGCUGACAGCUUCACGCCAAAGCUGAUGUCCCUUGUUUAAUCCUAAGCAAGGGGACUAGAGGAGACCUCAAGUCCCCCCCCCCCCAUAUCAAGGGACACAAGUUACUAGGUGGGUGAAGGUUUCUAACAGUCCUGCUCAUCUUUCAAAGUUGAAAUUAUUGUCAGGCCUAAGAAGGUCUCAUUUGUGACUGAUCGUAUUUGCAUAGACAUAUCACGUAAAAUAAAAGCACCCAUUCCACUGAGGUAUCCUGAGAAGACUUUUGUUAUUCUCUUUCACUCAUUUAUAUGGGACGGAUUUUUGCAUGUGGCGAGUAGUAUCAAACACACACAUAUGCACAUACCCCCCACCACUGUGGAGUCCCAAAGUACUACGCAAAGGUACGGGCUGUUGGCUUAAUAACUGAAUUUCUUAAAUGGAAGCAUUUGAAUUGUGCAUCCGUCUUUAUUACUGUGUUUGUUUAAAGAAAAAAAAUGGUGAGAAUACUACCAUGUAACUGGAGAAUAGAAGCAGGAUGUAUAAAAUGAUAGGAUUGAUCUUAUUCCCCUUGGAUGCACUUCCCAUUGGGGAGAACUUAUUUAAUUGGUAACAAUUUGGGUGGAGAGGCAUUCUAACUGAAGUUGAUCACUGUGGGAUUUUUAGAUACACUGAGAUUCAUUGUGAGUUGCAGUAACACAUGCUAUAACUGGGUGAUUUUUAAGUUACAUGAACAAUUUGGAUAUUUUGGUCCUUACUGCAAUGAAUUUGCUGAGAAAAGCUCAUUAACUGGCACUGUUUCUUCAGGUUGGAUUUUUGGAAAAACCUUGGGGCUGUGUCAGACAGUUGGAAAUUGAACAGUGCUAAUGGCCAGAAAAGGUAUUUUACAUUAUAUUAGAGCCGUGGCUGGUGGGUCACCCCAAUAUUGGUUUGUUCACAACAACAUGAGUCAUCCUCCAUGCUGAAUGGGAACUUUUGGUUCACAGUGGGACACCUUAUCUUCAUUGACCUUUCCCUGGUGACCUACACAGAAAUAUGGAUAAAUGAACUGAUUUUUUUAAAAAGCACCUAUGUUCACCAUUUGGAGGUAAGAACAAGAUGAAAAUCCAAAGGCAAGUGACGACUGCAUCAAAAAUAAACAAGGAACAGGAGGCACAAGAACGUGGGAAUGAGGUAGCGUUACUAUGUCAGAGAGAUGGGAAAAGAGGACAGUGAUUAGAAGCAGAAAGUCCCAUCUGUCACCUGUUCUUGUCUGUCCCAAACUCCCUUAUUUAAUAAAUUGUGUGUGUGUGUGUUUGGCUGUCAUGAAAUCCUUAUAGGACCAGUUUGUGGAGAUGCAAAGGAACAAAACAGUGGACAGUCAGUGUUCUGGAUAAAUCAUUCAUUACCUUGCUAGGACCUGGCUUCGUACUGCACUUAGAAUAAAACUCAAACCCCUACACUGCCACCCGAGCCAGUUGUGAUCUGGCCCCUGCAAACUCUCGGACUCCAUGUCUCAUCACUCCCCAGGCUCUAGACACACCCGCUUUCUUUCAGUCCUUGUACUUGCUUCCUAGGUUCUCACUGCAAGGCCUUUCCCUGAACUCGGUAUUAAACUGCCCCCACCCCCAAAGACUUUCCAUUUAUCUGAAGCAGGCUUUCCUUUCCCCCUUUCCUACUCUCAAACCCACUUCAUCAGAUUACCCAGUUUGAGUCCCUUCAAAGCUCUUGUCAUUACCUCAAGUUCCCUUAUUUAUUAUUUUGGGUUUUUCACCUCCAUCUCCUGCCACAGAAUAUAAGGUCUGCAAUAUCA